Messenger RNA from Halteromyces radiatus, 3554 nucleotides. Its product is annotated as Retinoic acid induced 16-like protein-domain-containing protein. NCBI's taxonomy places the organism in Eukaryota, Fungi, Mucoromycota, Mucoromycetes, Mucorales, Cunninghamellaceae. Bases 83 to 3442 code for a protein of 1119 amino acids. The record is from RefSeq and is a predicted model, not a curated record. The transcript has 2 exons.
GUUAACUUUUUUUUUUUGACCCCUCGUCUUCAUUUUUUUUUUUCUUCAUUUUUCUUUCCAUUUUUGUUCCCUCCAUGACGUUAUGAUGGAUUACUUUAAUUACUUUACCAAGUUGACGAAAAAGAUAGCUCCUCCAAAGGUGCAACCAACAAGAACUAUGCAACUGGAUAAAUUCAGGAAAUGUUGGGACUACGUACACAAUAUUCUUCGUAUGGAAGAUCGCAAAUCCAAACUUCAUGUUGAACAAACUGAUAUCCCUGCUCAACUACGACAAAUGGUGGAUAUGCUUGUGGAUGAAGAAGCACGACAAGAACAAAACACGACAGAGGUAUGCAUGGAAUACUUUUUGAAAACUGGGGUACUACAAUACUUGGUGAAUAUGUCUGAAAAAAUGGAUUAUCCUGAAGGUAUUCGUGGAGAGGCGAUCAGGACUAUAGCAAGCAUGGUGGACCUGUUAGAUGAACGAUUCUUGGUACACAACGCAGUUCAUAGACCAACCAUCAAGUUAUUACGAUUCUGUGUAUUAGAAGAAGGUCAAAGCGACAUUUAUCAUGAGGACUUGGUGGAUCUCAUGUAUAUCAUUUGUUCGAAAAUACACGGUCUUCCUGCACUUCUCAACAUUUUUUUUCACGAUAAACGAUGGCUUACCACACCUCAAAAAACAUUGCAACAACCAGAAACGGACACUACAACACAUAGUGCGGACAAAAAACCUGAAUACGAGUUUUUAUUAUUUAGUUAUCUUUUACGUUUUGUUCAUCUGGAAGGACGAUCGGGUGACUUUGCUAGGACUGGAUUAUUAUUCUUGAUAGAAAUGGCGACGGGACAGCUAGGCGAAUUUAUCUUGGUAUCUGAUUUUGCAAACACUGUGGCAGCAGGAUUAGGUGCUUUAUAUUCACAACUACCUAGAAAAUUGGUGAUCAAGGAUGAUGCAGGACUCUCUCCAAAUGUAGCCACUUAUCUAUUGGGUCAAGACUUGGAUCCUCGUGCCAUGCCCUCUGGUCCUGGGGUUGUCUUUUCGAAUUCGGCCGACUUCAAGCUUCAGCUGGACUCUUUCUUGAAACUGAUUGAAUUUUGUCAAGAUGUACUCAUGCGAUGCCCCAAUACCGAUAUCUCUCAAGUAUUAUUACAAAGUAUUCGUACCAACUUUUUGAAAAACAUUCUUGAUCCUUCUAUUUGGGAAUGUUCAGAUAUUGAUGGUUCCUCCGUGGCAGUGAUUACCUAUAUUGAUUUGAUUCUCCAAACUCUCCAACAAGAAGAAUUGGCUGAUGUUGUGGUCAAGUUUUUAAUGGAUGAAGAAAAUACACAAGAUUCAACGGUAACGACAAAGGAUGACGAUACCAAUGUGUUUGCUGGAGUGGAAUCUGAUCAAUUCAAGAGUUCACCUUAUUUUACGGCAAGUGGACGAUUCACUCUCAAAGAUCUCAUUAUCACUCGACUUAAAGCAAGUUCUCAACCUACAGUGAUUGCCACUCUCAAAUUAUUACGAACUUUGAUUACCAAACAUUGUCGAUAUUCUCUACGGCUUUUUUCCAUCUAUCCUGAUAAUUACUCGAUGCCAUCAUUGGACGACACAACCAUUACACCACCUUCCUCUUCCGCGACCAUUGUCUCACAUCAUAUCCGGGAAAUUGAAUUAUAUUUGUCACUCAUCACGGCCAUUGAUCAAGAACACUCUCAUGACAUUCUUUCCGUUGGCUACGAAGGAUACUUGAAUGACAUUGAAUAUCACAUGGAAGCUGAUUGGUGUUAUCAAAAUAUGAUAUGUAUGGAUAGUUGUAUCAAAACUGAACCUCAACAAACCACUACAAAGGCUGAAAGACGACGUAGUUCCAAAUAUGGAAAACGACCUGAUCAAAAGGAACAACAACAACAACAACAACAACUACGCCAGCAUUCUUCUUUAUGUACCAAAUCACAUAUGUUUCGGCAUCGUAUCCGUCCUACCGAUGAUCUACUACAAAUUCUACUUGGUCUUCUCAGUCAUUUUUUUGCACAAUCUUCGGCAUUGAAUCUGGCAUUGACGGGUGUGAUCUCAGCAUUGGCUCAAUGUCCUUAUCGAAGUUUGGAAGGUUGGAUCUCUUUUCAAGAAAGUGACCGAGCAACUCCUGAUGAUAUCUUAAUUUUGGAUGCAAGCAAUCUCACCAAUGGAACUGCAACAACAACAACGACAACAACAACAGCAACAACAUCUGCCUCCUCAUUAUUAUCAACAUCUGAUCAAUUGAAUAACAAAAAUCAUAUUCGAGGUGAUGAUAUCUACGCUCAUUUUGAAUACAGCCAAGUGGACGAGAAUGACGAAGAUGAUGAUCGAUCAGUAGAUUUUGGAGUGGAACGCAACUUAUCACAUACAGCACCAACAACGCAAUUCAAAUCCUUCCCACCCUUUUUUACGCUCUUCCGUACUUUGACGCAACAAGUGGAUUAUUAUCGAUCAGAAGUGGAUUCUUAUCGACUUGAAGUGGGUAGCUUUGAUGAUAUUUUGACAGAGCGAUGGCAAACUUUGAUGUAUGGAGAACUGAUUGAUCCAACAACGACAACCAUGUCUAAUACGACCGCAACAAAUGGAACAAGUGGUAUAUCAUCACCAGCUAGUCGUCGAGGUUCUACUGUUCGUCAAGAUAUGACUUCCUCAUCACUUUUAUUUUCAACAACUCCUACAUCAUCUAUACCGACAACAACAACAAUGUCAACAAAUGCAAUGAUGAAUGGGAACAACGAUGGAUUCUAUAGAUCAUCACGAUCACCAUCCACUCCAGCAUCCACUCUCUUUCAUCAACAACAAAGACGAAGGCCAUCCAUUUCAGCAGCAGCAGCAGCAGCAGCAGCAGCAGGACGUCAACAACCAUCUCAACAACAACGGCUUUUACCACCACCCAAUCCAUCAAAAUCAUUAUCUUCUUCUACGACAGCGGCAGCCAUGGCAGCAGCAACACGAGUGACACCAACACCAUUAUCAUCACCACCAACACCUAUUCUCCAUCCUUCGCAAACAUCCUCUAUAAUGAGCAACAGUGAAGACACAAUGACAACAGCAACAUCAUCCAUAACGACAACAGUGUCAUCAUCAUCAAUAGCCACAACAACAGCAACCGAUUUACCUGCCGCAUUGGUCAACCAUGAACACUCACGGAUGGGCAUGCAUAUUCGCAAAACACUCCAUUUCCGAUUGGAUCCAUUAUUUCCGUCCAACUUUGUACUUGAUCCUGAAGCCCCCAUUCUGUAUUUGGACGAAGAAGACGAAGGAGCAUUUGUACCCAAGGACGACUCUGCCCAUCCUUCCGAACAAGGUCGACGCCGCCGCCGAUUUGAUCCCUCCUCCAAGAUUUCUUUAUCCAUGCUUCUCAACAAUAUCGUCAUUUUGGAAGAAACUAUCAAGGAAUUGGUCGCUAUCAUGCAAGUACGCCGUGCCAUUGGUAUUGAUCGUGUCUCUUAUUUAUAAAUUUGGUAUCUUAGAUAGUUCCUCUUCCUAUUAUUAUUAUUAUUUGUGUGAUAUACCUUUUUCUUAUAUAUCUAAUAAAAUCCCACCUUUUUUUUUUUUUUUUUUUUAAAAA